UGACACAUGUCAAACGUCAAUAAAAAUUGAACACGUUUUCCUCAACUUGCAUUUAAAAACAAUGUUUUAUCGUGAAAAAUGAAGUGAUUAAGCCGGACAACAGUCAACAUGAAUAAAACCAACAAAUUCCUGGUGGAAGCCGCCGCUAUUUUCGUGGCAUAUUUCUACUUCGGAAUCUUACAAGAGAAAAUAGCAAAAGGCAAAUACACGUACGAGACAACGGACGAUAAGGGCGAGAAGAUUUACCUUACGGAAAAGUACACUUAUUUCCUAACUUUAGUGUUCAUUUUGUGUGCAAUUAGUUACGUGGCUGCUAGCAUAUUUUUGAAAAUCUGGCGGCCCGAGGAAGACAAGACACCGCGACUUUAUUACAUAAGUAUUGCGAUAACGUUCCUGCUGGCCAUGGUAUGUUCAAACAUGGCACUGCAAUGGGUGCCAUACCCGACCCAAGUGGUGGGAAAGUCGGCCAAACCCAUCCCAGUCAUGAUCCUGGGGGUACUACUAGGAAAAAAAUCAUAUCCUUUAAAAAAAUACAUUUUCGUCUUGUUGAUUGUUGUUGGAGUGGUGCUAUUUAUGUUCAAAGACAAGGGAAAGCCGUCACACCAAGAUGUGGAGUUCGGUUUGGGAGAAUUGUUGUUAAUUCUGUCACUCAUGAUGGAUGGAAUGACUGGAGGAGUUCAAGAGAGGAUAAGAGCAGAGGCACAACCAACCGGCCAACAAAUGAUGAAAGCGUCAAAUGGAUGGUCGGUUUUAUUUCUAGGCUGUGCUCUUAUAAUAACAGGAGAAGGUUUACAGUUUCUGGAAUUUGCGAAAAGACAUCCCAGUGUUGCUGUAAAUCUAUUAAUAUUAGGAUUAACUCAAGCAGUUGGACAAAUGUUUCUCUAUAAUAUGGUUUCAGAUUUUGGGCCUUUGGUGGUUUCCCUCGUGACAACAACUAGAAAAUUCUUUACAUUUUUAGGCUCAGUCAUCAUUUUUGGGAACGUCCUAAGUGGGAGACAAUGGUUGGGAACUAUUCUAGUUUUUACUGGACUCUUCCUUGAUACCGUCUUUUCCAAGAAAGCCAGCAAAAAAACUCCCAGCAAUUAGACUAUUUUUUUAAAGUUUUACAAAUAUUUUGUGACUUUUAAAGGGUGUCCCAAUAGGAACUUGAGGAUUUAAAUUUCACAUUAUUUAUUUGAAUAAAUCAUCAACUAUGGCUCCGAUCACUUCAUAUAAUUUCGUCAUGUGAGUUGGAGACGCAACUCUUUGAUGUUUUCCAAAAGAGCGCUUUUCUCACCUCUUAGACUCCCAUUCACAGAGUCGUAAUCGUGACCACCAAUCAGUUUCACCUCGAUGGCAUUUGCCGAAAUUAAUUUGAAUAUGUUUGAUAAAGUUAUCAAAAAUUUAAAAAAAAAGAGUCGCUGUGUGCAAUAGGAAUCGCGUGGACAUUUAUCCGAUAUCUUGUUCCACGUAUAAUUUUAAGGUUUUUACUUUAUGUUAAUAAAUCGUUCAAUUUCUAAAUACUACGCACGUUAUUUGGAAUUUAAAUCCACAAGUUCCCGUUGGGACACCCUAUAUUUAUGACAAAAAGCCUUAUCGAUU
Tribolium madens (black flour beetle) is the source of this 1581-nucleotide messenger RNA. It is a transcript of the gene meigo, whose product is annotated as solute carrier family 35 member B1 homolog. Lineage: Eukaryota; Metazoa; Arthropoda; Insecta; Coleoptera; Tenebrionidae. The coding region runs from base 109 to 1086 and encodes 325 amino acids. The transcript is spliced from 3 exons. The record is from RefSeq and is a predicted model, not a curated record. Gene Ontology annotation, cellular component: endoplasmic reticulum membrane; Golgi membrane. Gene Ontology annotation, biological process: UDP-galactose transmembrane transport. Gene Ontology annotation, molecular function: UDP-glucose transmembrane transporter activity; UDP-galactose transmembrane transporter activity.